Molecule: messenger RNA, 3297 nt
Organism: Paramisgurnus dabryanus
Lineage: Eukaryota; Metazoa; Chordata; Actinopteri; Cypriniformes; Cobitidae
Molecular function (GO): ATP hydrolysis activity; GTP binding
Source: RefSeq, a predicted model, not a curated record
GUGACCGCUGUAUUGUUUAAAGGGUCAGACGCAGUAGGGAAAAGGUAAAGGAAUGAGGAAGAUAAACCUGUUUUGAUAAACACGUCUUCUUUGAAAUCACAUGAUCUACAGAAAGUGGAAGUUGUCUUCAGUAUAUAAAUGGUCUGAUCUUGCUGUUUGUUAGUUGGAGAAAGGAGGACUUUGAAAAACCCAUCAAACUGAAAGCGACCCUGGCCUGAAAACAGUCAUGGCAGACUCACAGCGAAUCUCACAUGGAGAAAACUCUCAGGCAAAACAAUCUGAUGAAGUUAUGAAGAAAAUCAUCUUAAUUGAAGAUGGAAAUCCUAAACGAUAUCGUUUUAAAUCAACAACAGAUAAUCUGAAUCAAUCUGAGUCCUACAGAAAAAUCACCUUUGGGGAAAGAGACACAAAUAAACCUCAUAAAAUCAUACUGAUGGUGGGAGAAACAGGCACUGGAAAAACAACUCUCAUCAAUACUAUGAUCAACUACAUCUUAGAUGUUAAAAGAGAAGACAAAGUUUGGUUUGAGAUCACAGACGAUCAGAGUAACACAGCAUCAGUUUACAGUCAGACCUCUGAUAUCACUGUCUAUGGUGUUUAUAUACAAGAGACUUCAGUUGAUUUAACAAUCAUUGAUACACCAGGAUAUGGAAACACUCGUGGAGCUGAGCGUGAAAUAGAGAGAAGAUUACGUUUAUGCACAUCUGAAGAUGUGAUGAAUGAAAUCAAUGCAGUGUGUUUUGUGAUGAAGGCAGAUCAAAAUCUCUCUGACAGACAACGAUACAUAUUUAAGGCUGUUCAGUCUUUAUUUGGCAAAGAUAUUGCUGAUAACAUUGUGUUACUCUUCACGCACUCAAAAGGGUAUCCUCCUAAAAAUGCUCUGAAAGCUGUCAAAGAAGCUAAAGUCAAGUGUGCUGUAGAUGAGAAGAAGAAUCAGCCGAUCUAUUUUCUGUUUGACAACUGUCAGGGAGAAACAUUUGAUGAAGAUUAUCAAACAAUCCAGGAUCAAUCAUGGGAUCUCAGUUAUAGAGGAAUGAGAGAGUUUUUCAAGUUUCUUGACAUGACACAACCAAAAACUUUGGAAGAAAAGAAAUCAGAAAACACAUUGAGUUUAAACAAUCAGUUGUGCAACAUUGAUGAACUCAUGAAGAAAAGCAACAAAAUUAAAGAUGGAAAUCCUGCUCAAUAUCAUCUGCAAUCAACAACAGAUAAUCUGGAUCAAUCUGAGUCAUACAGAAAAAUCAUCUUUGGAGAAAGAGACGCAGACAAACCUCAUAAAAUCAUACUGAUGGUGGGAGAAACAGGCACUGGAAAAACAACUCUCAUCAAUACUAUGAUCAACUACAUCUGUGGUGUUCAGAGAAAACACAAAGUUUGGUUUGAGAUCACAGAUGAUCAGACUGACCAACCAUCAGUUCACAGUCAGACCUCCAUCAUCACUGUUUAUGGUUUUUAUAUACAAGAGACUUCAGUUGAUUUAACAAUCAUUGAUACACCAGGAUAUGGAAAUACCCGUGAUAUUGCUUUAGAUCAAAAGAUAGUUAAAUAUUUGCUUGGCGUAUAUACAUCUGAAGAUGGGCCUCAUGAAAUCAAUGCAGUGUGUUUAGUGUGUAACUCAUCUUACAUUCGCCUUUCAGAUGAACAGCGAAAAAUAUUUGAUUCGAUUCAGUCUUUAUUUGGUAAAGAUAUUGCUGAUAACAUUGUGUUACUCUUCACACACUCAAAUGGGUAUCCCCCUAAAAAUGCCCUGACAGCCGUCAAAGAAGCUAAAGUCAAGUGUGCUGUAGAUGAGAAGAAGAAUCAGCCGAUCUAUUUUCUGUUUAACAACUGUCAGGGAGAAACAUUUGAUGAAGAAGAACAAACAAUCCAGAAUCAAUCAUGGAAUCUCAGUUUUAGAGGAAUGAGAGAUUUUUUUUACUUUCUUGACAUGAUAAAACCAGAAACAUUGAAAAUGACUCAAGACUUUUUGAAGAAACGGCAACAGUUAGAGCCAAACAUCUCUAAACUAAAAUCACAUGUUCAAAAGAUGAAAGAAAACCAAAAUGAGCUGAAACAAACUGAAGAAGCUCUGGAGAAACACAAACAACAUGUCAAAGAAAAUAACAACUUUGAGUAUGAAGUUGAAGUGACCUGUAAAGAAAAGGUUGAUAUUGAUCCAGCUAAAAAAGCACAGACCUGUCCAAUCUGUGAGGAGAACUGUCACUAUCCUGGAUGCGGUUGGAGCUGUGAUAUCUUUGGAUGUAGUGUGAUGAAAGAUAAUCACUGCACAGUGUGCACAAAUAAAUGUCCCUCCAACAAACAUGUCAAAGAAGCCAAAAUAUAUGUAACAAAAACAAAAACUGAGACAAGAACUAAUGAAGAUUUAAAGAAGAACUAUGAAGACAAAAUUAAAGACUGUCUGUCUGUGAUAAAUAAGCUGAAGGAAGAACUACAAGAAUCAGAGAAACAGAAAAUCAAGCUGGUGAUUGAUGCUUAUCACUGUGUGGAGUCUCUUAAGAUGAUUGCACUUAACACUGAAUCUCUGUUCACACUUCUGCACAUUGAUUUUCUUAUUGAGAAGUUGAAGGAAAUCAAUGAACCUGAAAAAGCUAAAGAUCUGAUGAACAUCAAGAGGAGAGCAGGAGAUACCAUAUUACAGGGAUAGUUAACAAGAGUUAGCAAGAGAAGACAUUUGCUCUUAAUGCUCAUAAUUUUGUUUCAUACCUAUUCACAUAAACAAGAGCUGUGAUUACAAUUGUACAUAAUCACCUGGUGAAGUGAAAUGAAUUAACUUGGGGACUAAUAUCCAUUUAAUGAUCAUCAAAAAACUUUGAAACAGAAUCAAACACAGCUAGUGUAAUAUAAUGACCUAUAACCCAUGUGCAUGUUACAUGCAAAAAGAUUAUAAGUACCUCAUUUUGAAAACAGAAAAUUACUUUUCAAUUAUUUUAUUGAUUAUGGUUUUAAUAAGGAUGCAUUAAAGUUUGUAGCUAAUGAUUUUAUACUUUUAAUAACUUUUAUACCAUACAAACUGUAUAUUAUAACCUCUUUCCCUAACCAAAAUCCUAAACCCAACACUUAGAAAGCAUCCUGCAUUUUACAUUUCCAAAUAAACAUUUUGUUAGUUUAAUAAUCAUUUGGACCCCACAUACAGUUAUGUUCAAAAUAAUAGCAAUGCAACAUCAGUAACCUGAUAAACCACUGUUAUUCGUAGUAGUAAUAUUUCUGCAUUGCAAAUGAUUUACUUACAAAUGUAGUAGUGUAAUAGAAAAACAAUAAAACCAUUUGAAAUGAUAUCCACACUACUUGUUCUGAAUU